Lactuca virosa is the source of this 1290-nucleotide messenger RNA. The record is from the annotation of a GenBank genome assembly. Lineage: Eukaryota; Viridiplantae; Streptophyta; Magnoliopsida; Asterales; Asteraceae.
AUUGAUAACAUGGAGAGGGGCAGAGAUUGGACUGCACAAACUCUGGGAAAGGCAAAGAGUAGAGAGGAGAAGUGUCCUAAAAAAUGUCUGUAACAACCUUCAAUCCCCUCUCCUCGCUUUACACGCACCAUACGCUAUCGCCAAUUACCACCAAUUUCAUUCAUUGCGCAGAAUUGAAUCCCCGUUUGCGCUAUAAUGGUGCAAGGCUUCUGAGUAUUUGUCCUCAUGCUAUUUCUUCACGAGACCAAGGAGUGUUAGAUUCUGAACUACAUUCUGUUCUUCAGUUGGCUACAGGCUCUGAACUAUAUGAGGUGGAAAAAAUUCUUUUUGGAACAAGUUACUUUAGUCCAUUGUUGAAGUCCAUAGCAAAACCAUCCGAAAUUGAUUAUGUAAUGAUUGAGGAAGAUCCUGAAGAGAGAGAGGAGUUUAUAAGGAUUUUGGAAUCAAGAUUCUUCUUCCUUGCAGCUGAUGCUCGAUCUUCAUUGAGGGGUUGGAGGCCUACGUAUAGGAAUGUUUUGCUUGGUGUGAGAAAAGAACUAAAAAUACCUUGUUCAACAAAAAUAUCAACCGAAGAUUUGGAAGUAGAAAUUUUCCUUCACUUGUUGCAGGAGUACUCAAGUGAAGGUUCAAGAAGCUUGAAAAACACUUCUGAUAGUUUAGAAGUUGGCUUAAGUCCAUGGAAAGUGCAGGCUUUUGCUGCUUUAGGACAUGGAGCUGAAGAGAUCUUUUCAACAAUUCUGAAGGGUGGAGGGAUGUUUACAGUGGGAAAGCUAUACAAUUUGAUAUCAAGUAAAUUAUCAGGCAAAGUGUUCUUGGAAGCAGCCAAUUAUCAAAUAAAGAAGGAAGUUCUCAAAGAGGGUGGAAGAAUGGCAGCUAUAAACUUGGAGUCAAGAGCAGCUUUACUUGCAGCAAAACAGGGGUUAGCAGGUGCUGCAUCGCGAUAUCUUGGAGUUAGGAGCAUAAUGGUGUUACUUGGUCCUAUGCUAUGGGGAACAUUACUAGCAGACAUUGUUAUUCAAAUGCUUGGAACUGAUUAUGCAAGAAUCUUGCGUGCAAUUUAUGCAUUUGCACAGAUCAGAAUCUCACGAACAUACAGGCUACCAUCGGAUAGCAGAUGAGAAUAGUAGUGAUUUAGUUUUAACUUUUAUAGUGGUUGGUUUACUUUGUCUUAUCAUGUAUCAUUAUUAUAUGAUUAUUAUAUCAUGUGUGUGUGUAUAUAUGAAAUGCAGAUAGAUAGUUUACACUUUACACAAAACAAAUAUAAUUUUAUUUAUAUGUUCUUGUUCCCCU